Molecule: messenger RNA, 1374 nt
Organism: Panthera uncia (snow leopard)
Lineage: Eukaryota; Metazoa; Chordata; Mammalia; Carnivora; Felidae
Product: pyruvate dehydrogenase phosphatase regulatory subunit, mitochondrial-like
Exons: 9
Cellular component (GO): mitochondrial matrix; mitochondrion; cytoplasm
Molecular function (GO): oxidoreductase activity
Source: RefSeq, a predicted model, not a curated record
CAGCACGCGCGGGCGUACCCUUGCCGGGGGCCGUAAAGCGCGGAAGGUCGCGGUCUCCCGCUUCCCCGGAACUUUUUACUCCCUCCGCCCCGCCCCCUUCCCAUUCCCAGUGCCCCGUUUCUGGCGGCGGGACCCCCGGCAACUGUUGUGGCUGCUGUCGCGCUGCCGCCGGGGUGCUGCUGACGGCGGAGCCCGCGGCGGCCCGUGAGUUUGAAUUGGGGAGAAUCUCCUCUUUGGCCCAGUGGGAGCACAUCUCCGAGCUGCUGACUGACAGACGUGAUGUUUUCCCGGUUGCUGUCGGUGGCCCGGAGACAAAGGACCGGCCGAGGAUGGCAGAACUGGUCGUCGGGGAGAAGCGGUGCGCCAGCUGCCGAGGCGCAUUCUGUCGCCCUGCCUGCCCAGGCACAGGUGGUCAUCUGUGGCGGUGGAAUCAUGGGCACAUCCGUGGCCUAUCACCUCUCCAAGAUGGGCUGGAAGGAUAUUGUCCUUUUGGAGCAGGGCAGGCUGGCCGCUGGCUCUACGAGGUUCUGUGCCGGCAUCCUGAGCACCGCCAGGCACUUGACCAUCGAGCAGAAGAUGGCAGACUAUUCCAACAAACUCUACCAGCAGUUAGAGCAAGAAACAGGGAUCCAAACAGGUUACAUAAGGACAGGCUCCAUCUUUCUGGCCCAAACUCAGGACCGGCUCAUCUCCCUGAAGCGUAUCAACUCCAGGCUGAAUGUCAUAGGCAUCCCUUCUGAGAUCAUCUCCCCCAAGAAAGUGGCCGAACUUCACCCUCUCCUAAACGUGCACGACCUGGUGGGGGCCAUGCAUGUUCCCGAGGAUGCGGUGGUGUCCUCUGCUGAUGUGGCUCUUGCCCUGGCAAGUGCUGCCUCCCAAAAUGGUGUGCAGAUCUAUGACCGUACAAGCGUGCUUCAUGUAAUGGUCAAAAAAGGCCAAGUAACCGGUGUGGAGACCGAUAAAGGACAGAUUGAGUGCCAGUAUUUUGUCAACUGUGCUGGUCAGUGGGCAUACGAGCUGGGUCUGUCCAACGAGGAGCCGGUUAGUAUCCCGUUACAUGCCUGCGAACACUUCUACCUUCUGACUCGCCCCUUGGAGACCCCUCUGCAGAGCAACACACCAACUGUUGUGGAUGCUGAUGGAAGAAUUUAUAUCCGGAACUGGCAGGGUGGCAUCUUGUCUGGGGGCUUUGAGAAGAACCCGAAGCCAAUAUUUACUGAAGGCAAGAACCAGCUGGAAAUUCAGAAUCUGCAGGAAGACUGGGAUCACUUUGAGCCCCUGCUGAGUUCCCUCCUGCGUCGGAUGCCAGAACUGGAGACUCUGGAGAUCAUGAAGUUGGUCAACUGCCCCGAGACCUUCACCCCAGACAUGAGG